ACCCAGGUGAGCCCGGGUGCCCGCUGCCCCAGUCCCCCUGGCACAGGCCACCCCAGGCCCCGUGCAGACACGCCAGGCCCUCAGCCCCAGCCCAUGGACCUGCGGGUGGGCCAGCGGCCCCCGGUGGAGCCCCCGCCAGAGCCCGCGCUGUUGGCCCUGCAGCACCCGCAGCGCCUGCACCAUCACCUGUUCUUCGCGGGCCUGCCGCAGCGCUCAGCAGAGUCCAUGAGGCUCCCGAUGGACGCGCCAGUGCCCCAGUCGCAGGCGGGCCCCCAGGAGCAGGAGCUGCGGCAGCUUCUCCAUAAGGACAAGAGCAAGCGGAGUGCCGUAGCCAGCAGCGCGGUCAAGCAGAAACUGGCGGAGGUGAUCCUAAAGAAACAGCAGGCUGCCCUAGAGAGAACAGUCCAUCCCGGUAGCCCCAGCAUUCCCUACAGAACUCUCGAGCCCUUGGAGACGGAAGGAGCUGCUCGCUCCAUGCUCAGCAGCUUUCUGCCUCCUGUUCCCAGCCUGCCCAGUGACCCCCCAGAACACUUCCCUCUCCGAAAGACAGUCUCUGAGCCCAACCUGAAGCUGCGCUACAAGCCCAAGAAGUCCCUGGAGCGGAGGAAGAAUCCACUGCUCAGAAAGGAGAGCGCCCCGCCCAGUCUCCGGCGACGGCCCACGGAGACCCUUGGAGACUCCUCCCCGAGUAGCAGCAGCACGCCGGCGUCAGGCUGCAGUUCCCCUAAUGACAGCGAGCACGGCCCCAACCCUGUCCUGGGCUCCGAGGCUGAUGCUGACCGCAGGGCCCAUCCAACUCUGGGCCCUCGGGGGCCAGUCCUGGGGAGCCCCCAUGCUCCCCUCUUCCUGCCCCACGGCCUGGAGUCUGAGGCUGGAGGCCCCUUGUCCUCUCGACUACAGCCCAUCCUCCUCUUGGAUCCCUCAGUUUCUCACGCCCCUCUGCUGACUGUGCCCGGGCUUGGGCCCCUGCCCUUCCACUUUGCCCAGUCCUUACUGACCACCGAGCGGCUCUCUGGGUCAGGCCUCCACCGGCCACUAAGCCGGACCCGCUCAGAGCCCCUGCCCCCAAGUGCCACCGCCCCCCCACCGCUGGGCCCCCUGCAGCCCCGCCUGGAACGGCUCAAACCUCACGUCCAGCUGAUCAAGAGGCCAGCCAAGCCAAGUGAGAAGCCCCGACUGCGGCAGAUACCCUCCGCUGAGGACCUAGAGACGGAUGGUGGGGGAGUGGGGCCAGUGGGGGAUGACAGCCUGGAACACAGGGAGUCGAGCCACGGGCAGCAUGAAGCCAGAGGCCCCGCUCCUCUCCAUCAGCACCAGCAGGUGUUUCUCUGGGAGCAGCAGCGACUGGCUGGGCGGCUCCCCCGGGGAGGAAUGGGGGACUCUGUGCUGCUUCCCCUGGCCCAGGGCAGUCACCGGCCCCUGUCCAGGGCUCAGUCGUCCCCAGCCGCACCUGCCUCACUGCCAACUCCAGAGCCCGCCAGUCAGGCCCGUGUCCUGCCCAGCUCAGAGACCCCUGCCAGGACCCUGCCAUUCACCACAGGGCUGGUCUAUGACUCGGUCAUGUUGAAGCACCAGUGCUCCUGCGGAGACAACAGCAGGCACCCGGAGCACGCGGGCCGGAUCCAGAGCAUCUGGUCCCGGCUGCAGGAGCGGGGGCUCCGGGGCCAGUGUGAGUGUCUCCGGGGCCGGAAGGCCUCCCUGGAGGAGCUGCAGUCCGUGCACUCGGAGCGGCAUGUGCUCCUCUAUGGCACCAACCCGCUCAGCCGCCUCAAACUGGACAACGGGAAGCUGGCAGGGCUCCUGGCACAGCGGAUGUUUGUGAUGCUGCCCUGUGGUGGGGUAGGGGUGGAUACCGAUACCAUCUGGAACGAGCUGCACUCGUCCAAUGCAGCCCGCUGGGCCGCCGGCAGCGUCACCGACCUCGCCUUCAAAGUAGCUUCCCGCGAGCUAAAGAAUGGUUUUGCUGUGGUUCGGCCCCCAGGACACCAUGCAGACCAUUCCACAGCCAUGGGCUUUUGCUUCUUCAACUCCGUGGCCAUCGCCUGCCGGCAGCUUCAACAACAGGGCAAGGCCAACAAGAUCCUCAUCAUGGACUGGGAUGUUCACCACGGCAACGGCACCCAGCAGACCUUCUACCAGGACCCCAGUGUCCUCUACAUCUCCCUGCAUCGCCAUGAUGACGGCAACUUCUUCCCCGGCAGCGGGGCCGUGGAUGAGGUGGGAGCUGGUAGCGGUGAGGGCUUCAACGUCAACGUGGCCUGGGCCGGAGGUCUGGACCCCCCAAUGGGGGAUCCUGAGUACCUGGCUGCCUUCAGGAUGGUUGUGAUGCCCAUCGCCCGAGAGUUCUCUCCGGACCUGGUCCUGGUGUCAGCUGGGUUUGAUGCCGCCGAGGGUCACCCAGCCCCACUGGGUGGCUACCAUGUUUCCGCUAAAUGUUUUGGGUACAUGACGCAGCAGCUGAUGAGCUUGGCGGGAGGUGCAGUGGUGCUGGCCUUGGAAGGUGGCCAUGACCUCACAGCCAUCUGUGAUGCUUCUGAGGCCUGUGUGGCUGCUCUUCUGGGCAACAAGGUGGAUCCUCUCUCAGAAGAGGGCUGGAAACAGAAACCCAACCUCAACGCCAUCCGCUCUUUGGAAGCCGUGAUCCGGGUGCACAGUAAAUACUGGGGCUGCAUGCAGCGCCUGGCUUCCUGUCCAGACUCCUGGGCGCCCAGGGUGCCCGGGGCCGACACAGAAGAAGUGGAGGCAGUGACGGCAUUGGCAUCCCUCUCCGUGGGCAUCCUGGCUGAAGAGCGGCCCUCAGAACAGCUGGUGGAGGAGGAAGAACCUAUGAAUCUCUAAGCCUCCAGAACGGAUCUGCCUGCCCACCCUGCCCUUUGGACCUGGUUCUCUUCUAACCUCUGGCAACAGUACCCGUUCCCGGGGUCUUCAGAGAGCCUUCGGGCAGGUAGUUGGGGCUAGAGAACAGCCCCUUGCAGUCACCCCAAGGAGCCUGAGAAGGGCCCUGGGUCUAGGAUAGGGACCAAAGAGGACCCGGAGAGGAGGCAGGCUGGGCAGCCAGGUGGGCCUCAGUAGGGCUCUCUCAAGAACAGAGUCUACCCGUUUGGGGUCCAGGCCCCUGGCUGGGCCCCCAUUCCUCAGGACUGCACAGAGGAGGACUAGCUCAGUCGGGCCCACCGAUAACCACUAUUCUUGGCUCUGUAGACCCUGGGCUCUGCACACAGCCCCAGGCUCCACACAGAAAUGUGAACUUGGCCUCAGCCAGGGUGGUCUUUCCUAGGCUCUGAGGGCUGGACUGGAGUCGGGGCUGGGUAGGAGGAGCCAGGGGUCUGCCAUCCCUGAGGGCAGGGGGCGUCCCUCUUGACGGCUUCCUCAGAUGACUCUGGAAGCUUCUCCCCCACCCCCACCCUGCCCCGCCACUGGGCAGGGAGACAAAGCUCCUUCCGAGAGAGCAGCCAUCAGCAGGCCUCCCAGCUGGUCCCUGGCCCCGCCAGAGGCCACCCUACGUCAGCCAUCUCAGUGCCCUGGUGGAGCAGACAGGUGCUCUGGGAGUCCCGUGCUUCCUGAGCCAAUGGUGCCAAACUCUUCAUCUCUCCUCAGCGGCACGGCAUGACCGCCAGGGGCCCCUCGGUCACUGCCCCCCUCCGUGAGCCUUCUCUCUUUCUGGGGUCUCCCUCACCCAGCUCUGACUCCUGCCCUACAUAGGACUAGCUUGGCUGAGGGGAAAGGGGGUGGGAGAGUGGACACAAGACAUGGGGGAGGGGAGGCUGCCCUGGCAAAGUCUUCAAGGCUUCUGGGGUCCGGGCCUGGGGCCAAGAAGGAAAGUGUUGGGGUGUGUGUGUGUGUGUGUGUGUGUGUGUGUGUGUGUGUGAGAGAGUAUGUGUGUUUGUGUGAGAGAGUACGUGUGUGCACGUGUGUGUGUGUGUGUGUCUUCCCCAGGACCACCAUACCCUGUGUACGUAUGCAUGUUUUUGUAAAAAAAAAAAAAAUGGAAAAAAAUCUGAACAAUAAAUGUUUUAUUUGCUUUAAAGGUGCCUGUGAAAAGGCCU
Messenger RNA from Neomonachus schauinslandi (Hawaiian monk seal), 4046 nucleotides. It is a transcript of the gene HDAC7, whose product is annotated as histone deacetylase 7. NCBI's taxonomy places the organism in Eukaryota, Metazoa, Chordata, Mammalia, Carnivora, Phocidae. The transcript is spliced from 24 exons. The record is from RefSeq and is a predicted model, not a curated record. Gene Ontology annotation, molecular function: histone deacetylase activity. Gene Ontology annotation, cellular component: histone deacetylase complex. Gene Ontology annotation, biological process: negative regulation of transcription by RNA polymerase II; chromatin organization. Bases 94 to 2838 code for a protein of 914 amino acids.